CAAGUUCUUGCAGAAGAUGGCGGCAAUGAAACAUUUGCGGGAAGCGUACGCGCACGCUGGUUUUAAUCCUUUAAUAGUCAGAAAGUUGGCGACCAUUGUUCCCAAUGUUUCUCAAGUAGAUAAUUCUUCAAAUUUCCUGAACAACAUUCCUCACCGAAAACACCCAGGCAUCCUCCAUCUCAAAUGUGUGAAGCUUCCGCCUGAGUUAGUGCAAGCAGUUUCCUUUUGGGUAGCCCAAUCCCCCAUACGUGAUAUGGAGAAGAAGUCCGAAUCUUUUAGCAACUACCUCUGGAGCCGCAAACGUCCAAUAGAGUUGAAAGAUCUGCGUAAAAAAGCACAACUCCUGGAACAGAAGCUGAGGAAGGAUGCAGAAGUCCUGGUCCAGCAGAAAGGUGGAUCUCUAGAUGAAAGUGAUAAGCUGAAGCAAAAGGUUUUGACUGCUGUUCGUCAAACAACCUUCCACUGGGAAGAAUUGAAAUAUACUAAAGAGCUCAGCUUUCUGUACAUGGUCAGCCGGAUGGAUGCAAACUAUGCAGCAGUGAGUCGAGCAUUCCAUGAAAUCCAGAAGCGAGUGCCAGAUUUCCAGCCCAAAACUUUGCUGGAUUUUGGCUCGGGUACCAGUGCUGUCAGCUGGGCAGCCCAUAGUAUCUGGGGCGAAAGCUUGAAAGAAUACAUGAAUAUUGAUUGUUCUGUUCACAUGCUGUCCCUGGCAGAGAAACUGAUGAGAGGCAUCUCUGAAUCCCAAGAGCUCUGCUUUCCUGGUGUCUACUUCAGGCAGGCUUUCCCCGUUGGGCCACAGAUGACGUUUGAUCUCUCAGUAUCCGCUUUCUCUCUCAACGACCUGCCAACUUAUGCUCAGAGAAUAGCAAAAGUGAAAAACCUAUGGAAGAAAACUAACAACUUUCUGGUUCUGGUUGAAAAUGGAACUAAGGAAGGCCAUCAGAUGCUCAUGGAGGCCCGGGAUGUUAUUUUGAAGGAAGCAGAUAAAGUAAAAGAAGAAGCUCAUGUGUUUGCUCCAUGUCCACACCAUUUGCCCUGUCCUCGCAUGUUACGGGAUAAUCCUUUGCCAUGCAACUUUCUCCAGCAGUAUGAACCCCUGCCUUUGUCUUGGAAUCCUCCACACAAAACCGAGAGAUUUUCUUUUUUGAUCCUGAGCCGGGGAUCGAGGAAGUCGAUGGAGCCCUGGCCUCGCAUCACCCAGCCUGUCCUUUGCCGCAAACGCCACAUCCAUGUGCACCUCUGUUGUGCUGAUGGCACCCUUCAACAUGCUGUUGUGACAUCAAAGAAACAUAGCAGGGAUCUCUAUCGAUGUGUCUGGAACAGUAAUUGUGGGGAUCGGCUUCCAAUUUUGACUCCAAAUAUAGAAUCCAUUUUGGAGGACAAGUCAACUCUUGAAGACCAGAAAAACGAUUCUCAAAAAGUGAAUACUGCUCCUUGCCAGGAUCAGAAUUGAUGAGGUCCCUUCUGGCAUACUUUGAUGCUUCCUUUUGGUAUGUUCAGACUGGAUGUCUAUCUCAGAUUGAUAGUUUCCAGAACUGGAAUUCUUUAUGCUGUUUGGAGCUAUAGACCCAGGUUUGUUUCUGCUUGGCGGUGUGUGUAUAAUUAACAGAAUCAAACUAUGGUACACCUCAGUUCAUGAUCUGUGGAUACUGAUUUUCUUGGAACAACUUUGGCCAGUAUCAGAUGUGAUGGAUUUAAUUCAGCGGUUUUUCUCUUGGAUAUUAACAGAAAGUCAAGUCAGAUAUCAAGAAAUUUAAUUGGCUGUGGUUAAAUUGGUGGACAGUUUGAACAUUCUCACAAUACACAGAAACAAGUCCUUUGGUUGACUUUUUCAGUCUUGUGCUCUACAAAGAAUUCGGAUUACAGAUUCCAUCUCUAGUCUUUGGCUGUGAGAGCCUGACAAAGAACACGAGGGUGCCAGAGUCUACACUGCAUAUAUCUCUGGAUUAUUCCAUUUGGAUUGGAAAUGGACUAUUUAAAUCUUCUUAUCCUUUAAAACACCAUCUAUAAGAUUAA
Messenger RNA from Notechis scutatus (mainland tiger snake), 2016 nucleotides. RefSeq names its product methyltransferase like 17 (gene METTL17). Gene Ontology annotation, cellular component: mitochondrial small ribosomal subunit. Lineage: Eukaryota; Metazoa; Chordata; Lepidosauria; Squamata; Elapidae. Gene Ontology annotation, biological process: translation. The record is from RefSeq and is a predicted model, not a curated record. Gene Ontology annotation, molecular function: methyltransferase activity; structural constituent of ribosome.